Molecule: messenger RNA, 3360 nt
Organism: Achroia grisella
Lineage: Eukaryota; Metazoa; Arthropoda; Insecta; Lepidoptera; Pyralidae
Product: RPA-interacting protein-like
Exons: 3
Coding region: 150-773 (207 amino acids)
Biological process (GO): protein import into nucleus
Cellular component (GO): nucleus
Source: RefSeq, a predicted model, not a curated record
UACUUGUCAAAUUAAAAAUAAUUUCUUUUCGCAUACUCAUUUUUUAUUCUUUAUCUUUUAUAAUCCUAUAUAAAUUAUAUUUGAUGAUUGAAUGUAUCACUAUUAAAAAUUAAUAAAGUUUAAGCUACAGGCUAAGCUUUAUUAAAGCCAUGAAUUCGCCAACACUUACUGCAUCGCCAAAAUUUAAAAAUUUGAAAUGCAAUCUUACAAAACGUUCGCCCAUAGAAUUGAAAGAGAAAAUGAGAAAGAAUUAUAGAGACAAAAUACAAAAUUGCCGCAACAUGCUAUUGACUAAGUUCCGUGGUGUACAUAUACAUACUGAAAUUCAGGACACUUUAGAUAACAUUUAUAAAACUAUGUUCAAUUUUUCGGACACACAUACAAUUGAAGAUGAAGAAAUUGAAGUUCAUGAAGAAGUGAAAAAAGAAUUGAUUCAAGAAGAAUUCCAAUGGCUGUUGGAAGAAUAUGAGAAGGCACAAGCUGAUACUGUGGACUGGUCCUUAGAACAGGAAAACAAUGAUCUGAUUUGUCCAGUAUGUCAAAAGUUCAACUGUACUCUACAGAAUAAAAUUCUGGCAUGUUCAAACUGUCAAAGUACCAUUAAAACAGAGAAAUCUCUUGAGCAAAUAAAAUAUCAAAUCUUCAAUAUGCUAGAAAAUCAUAGUACAGCAUGCAGUAAUGAAUUUCAAUUUACUUUAGUUCCUGAUUUAAAUGAAUCUCAUAAUAUUUAUCUUAUUUGUGAUAAUUGUAUGGAAAUGCAAAUGGUAGUAUAAUUCUAGAAAUUAUUUAUGAAUAUCUAGCUGCUAAUGUUCAUAAAAUAAUGUGUGUGUGUGUUACUUAAUUGUUAAUUUAACUUAAUAUAGUUAAUUUUGCAUAGCAGAAGAUUACAUUACAAAAUUAAUAAUAUCUGGAUUAAGAUUUAAAUUAUAAAUGUUUGAAAGUUUUACUGUUCAUGUAACGUUAUAUUUCUGUAAACAUUACUUAUUGAUAAAAAAUGUGUAUUAGGUAAAAAGUAGUAAACAAAUGAUUGAAAUUAUUAUAGACAGAUUAUGAGCACUAUACUACAAAUUAUUGCAUUAUGGUUGUAACUAUUUGUAGUAUUUUAGUCACAUAACACUCUGUGUCAAACUGUACACAAUUGCAGAUUAACAUGACUGUGAUGUUGAUUUUAAUGUUAAGCCAAACUCUGUACAAAAAUAUCUGCACUGUACCAAUAAAUAAUAUAAUAAUUUAUUUUUUAUUCCUUUUCCCUAUAGUGCAUAUUAUAGAGGUACAACCAAUUGCAAUAUAAUAAAUCUAGAUAAUAGUAGGUGCCAUAUUAAUUCAUAGCUUUAUCUGUUGUCGUUUAUAAAUAAGAAAUAUACAAAGUCAGCAACUUACAUUUAUGUAAAAUAUAAAUGGUAGGAACACCAUUUAUGUUUUACAUAAGUCAAAUGCAUGUAUGUAGUAAAAACCUACAAAUUCGUGCCAAAUGUUCGUGUUUUUCCCUCUAUAGUUUUCACACUCGAACUCUUACCAGCUACCACCAAUGAGUUAUGCUAUAUAUUAAAAGAAACGGCUUCAAAAUCCGUUUCGUAAAUUUAAAGAUUUAAGCAUACAUAGGGACAGACAGCGACAGCGACUUUAUUUUAUACUAUGUAAUGAUAAUUAUGCCUACUAGUAAAUUAAAUAGAAAGUAUAGCUUUUAUUAUAAAGGCUGUACAUUCCUGUUGUGUUUGAAUAUGCACUUUACUGUUAUUUAUUUAUAAUGAUCUCGUUUGUAGGGGACACAUGAGGAAUAAAUACUGUGAAUUGAAACUCCAGUAUACAAAAUAAAAAAUGACCUUUUAAUUCAAUUCAUCAAGCAUGGUAACAAGGUACAUAAUAUAUGUAAAUUUAUUAUUUUGUCUGUGCAGACGAGGGACAGUCCUCGAGGUAAUUUUAAAGCGGACUUUUUAUUAUUUCUAGAAUAUACGCGAUACAUAUUUUAGUCCGUAUCUGUUCGAGUAAGAAAUAUAAAUAGAAAACAAUACGACACACUAUGGUAGACUGGAAUUAUUGUAUACCAGCCUGAGAUGUACAAAGCAAUGAAAGUCCAAAUUAUAUAACACUAUACUACACACUACCGCACAAAGUAAAGUCACAAGCAUAUGUAAACACGUUGGUACAUUGUCACAGUGGCAAUAAUGAUACUACAAAGUUUUUACAUAUUAAGUAGCAAUAUUUUUAAAUAAGGUACGAAACAUCUUUACAUACCAUUAUUAUUAUAUGUAUUACUCCCCUGACUGUACAAUCCAUGCUCUAAUUUGCCAUGUACUUAUUCUACAUAAAUAGCAACUAACUAGAAAAACAUAAAUUACUAAUAGUGUAACUGUUGUCAAUCCAAAGGAUUUCUAUAGUGGAUAUCAAUGGCGAAAAGUUGUGAUGCUCUUCAAUAGGUUAAAUAGUGGGUUAUCAUAUUGAAUCAGUCGCAAGGCACCCGAAAAUGAGCAAUAACGGGGUACUACUUAACUUCAAUCUAUUCUCUAAUGAACAUGAUGUCUCACAUCUACCAUUAGUUUCUAUUCGUGUAUGAUACUCAUUCAAAUAGUGUAAGUAGAUAUUUUCAUAAUUUUUCUUCCAUCAUAUAUCAGAGUUAUUAUUGGUUUAAUUGCCGAGUAAUAAUAAUUAUUAAUAGCCAUUUCAAUUCAUCCUCAGGAUGUCGUAACAUAGGACUAGAGGAAGAAGCACAUCACACCACUGCAAGAGUAGAAAAUCAAAAACACAACCCAUAUCAGACUGCUUUGACCAGCGUUGUAAACUAAGCCCUCUUAUAGUGAGUGGAUUUAAUGGGUUGUUAUGGUGUAUUAGUGAGCGUUAUAAAUUAUAAUUCUAAGUAUAUAAUUAUGGUAAAUUUAUCCUAAUUCGUGCUCUAAUGCGACGGGCAGCUAAAGUACUUCGAGGACUAACCCUCGUCUGCGCAGGCCCUUAUAGUCGGGGUUAGAACAUUUUCUGUUACUGCGAUUAAUCCUACAAAAGAUUAGACUAAACGGUAACUCGUAUAAAAUGUACAUUAGUUAUACGUAAGCAGUAUAAAAUAGUUUCAUAUUUCACAGACAUUCAUUUGAGAAAACUUUUAUGUAGGUUUUAUAUGUAAUUGCCAAUGACAAUUAUACCAUUACUCAGUCGAUUAAGUAUUUGUAUCUGUAUUUCAGAAAAGAAAACUACAACAAUGUCUUAAAUAAUAAUAAAGAAGACAAAUCAUUCCGUCGUAAUGAUUAUAAUUAUUUUAAAUUUAUUACAAUAUAUAUUGAUGUCUCAUAUUCCUUAAUCCUGGCCACAAAUUGAUAUAUCCGUGUAAAUUAUUGCCUUUAAUCAUACAUUUAUCAAUAGCAUCAUCUA